Molecule: messenger RNA, 502 nt
Organism: Helianthus annuus (common sunflower)
Lineage: Eukaryota; Viridiplantae; Streptophyta; Magnoliopsida; Asterales; Asteraceae
Product: SEC12-like protein 1
Exons: 4
Coding region: 69-419 (116 amino acids)
Biological process (GO): protein secretion
Cellular component (GO): endoplasmic reticulum membrane
Molecular function (GO): guanyl-nucleotide exchange factor activity; protein binding; GTPase activator activity
Source: RefSeq, a predicted model, not a curated record
CUAAGCAUGUUUAUCAUUUCAUUAAGUAAUUGAAGGAUGGGCGUCUUAGAAUACACGAGUGGCCAGGCAUGCAGACCAUAGUAGAUGUAUCGGAAGCUCGCAACUCAGUCAAUGAUAUAGAUUUCAGCCUAGACUCAAGGUACUUGGCUUCAACAUACACCGAUGGCUCUCUUAGGAUUUGGGACAGUACUGCUAAUGGUGGUGCAGUCACUCGACCAGGCUCAACUUAUAAAUUUGAGCUAUGUCGAUUUUCUAGGGAUCAAACAAAACCAUACCUAUUUUGCACCCUCCAAGAAGGUUAUCGACCAGCCACAGUCAUCUGGGACAUCAGUACGAGGAAUAUAAUUGAGGUCAAAGAUCUUAGAAAGCAUGCUUGUGUAAUGUCAAUCAGCGCGGAUGGAAGUUAUAUAGCUCUGUAAGUUUUAAGCAUUCUUUGGAUGGAGAUUAACCCAUGAUAUAUUAAAUUUUCUUCUUCUUUUAUACACAUGUAGUUUGCAGUUUU